Pelodiscus sinensis (Chinese soft-shelled turtle) is the source of this 1889-nucleotide messenger RNA. NCBI's taxonomy places the organism in Eukaryota, Metazoa, Chordata, Testudines, Trionychidae. The record is from RefSeq and is a predicted model, not a curated record.
CCUCAGGGGCCCGGGGCAGGCCUGCUCGCUGUGGCCCUGGCAGGGCCAUUGUGCUCUCCCAGAGCCCCUUGUUCCCUGAGCCUUAGGGCCCCUCUGGCCAGGAGCCAUCAAGGCUUUCAUCUUCCUCAGGCCACCUCUGCUAUCUCGUGGCCUGGCCCUUGAGGAAGCCACACACCCUCCAGGGGCAGCCCGGCGGCCUCCAGGGAAACCCUGGGGCAGGAGUCAUGGGGGGGGGGCGGCAAAUACUGGCACAGCCGGCUUCGCCCCCAUUGGGGAUGAAGAAUCCCGUUUCGUCAGUUAACCGAUUAAACGUUAUGUGUAACCCCUUCACCAUUUAAACGGGAGCCCUGCGGGUGGGGAGUUGGGUAACCAAUAAGCAUCACCCGGGAACGGUUAACCGGUGACAUUCCUAGCCGUGGGCAACAGUGGAAGCGGCAGUUGAUGAAGAACAAUAUUCUGUUAAAUUAAUUAAAAAGAAUUACAUUUAUGGCAACACCAAACAUCAAGUGAACAUUUAUGUUAAAGUGUAUACAAAUAGUCCAUUCCUAGUAUGCAUGGAUUUGGCACUUUCUCAAAAAGAAGUUAUAGAUCCAAGCUACUUAUGGAUUGGACCAGAUGGAAAGAAUCUCAAAGGACAAAGUUACAUCAAUCUCACUGAAACAGGAAAGUUGAUGGUGAGAGGUUUUCAGGAGUCUAUGUCUGGAUCUUAUACUUGCACUCUUUCUUAUAAAACCAUCAAAAGUGACAUACAAGAAGAGAGAGAGAGAUUUAAGACAUACAAAUUUAUGGUAUAUGCAUAUAGGGAACCUGACUAUACAUACCAGAUAUCUGUUCGGUUUACUACAAAAGAGUGCAGACUAGCAGCUAAUGGUCAAUUCUUUGAGGAGCUGAAGAAAAUCUUGAACGAUUUAAUCUCUGAUUUGACAUGUCAUGUCAUAGAACCAUCAUAUAAAUGUCAUGUCAUCAAGAUACCAAAACAUGGCCUCCUGGAUGAGCUAUUUGUUACUUUUCAAGUAAAUCCUUUUGCUCCAGGGUGGGAAGCAGUUUGCCAACAGAUUUCUUACGACUGUGAAGAUGUAACCAACCAAAGAGUUCAGGAGGCAAGAGAUCUCAUUGAAGAAUUUUUCCAUAAACAAACAUAUGUUCUGAAACACGAAUUUCGGAAUGUACCUGCAAUACACUAUAUAGACCACAGUUUUGAAGUUACUCGCAUUGACAGCUGUCGACCAGGUUUUGGAAAAAAUGAUGACACCCACAAUGACUGUGCUAGUUGCUGUGUGGUUUGUGACCCUGGAACUUACAGUCCUAACAAUGAAGUGAGAUGUCGGAUUUGUACAAGCAUUCGAAUCAAAUACUAUGGAGCAAAAUCUUGCUAAUAAACUUAAAAUAGAAAUUGGAAAACUGAAGAAAAGUUGUGAAAGCAUUAUUAUUCUUUUGUGAUGUCCCUUUUUUUUACCUCCAAUCCUGGGGAUAUUUGUUGUUAAACAAUAGUCAAUCCUUCUAAGAUCUAUAAGCUUUACAUUUUCUUUAUUCAGGAGCCAUCUGUGGAUAGAGAUUCUAAAAAUGUCUAGUAUAAAAUGUUCAUAUAGGGGAGAGUAAAUCAAUGGAAAGCAAAAAUGCAAAGAAAAUUAUGAGUAUUGAUAUGUGUUUUUUGAAGAAAAGUCUCUGGUUUGUAAUAUUGACACUGAUUGCAGGAUAGCACUGUAUUUUAAAUACAUGAAGGAUUCAUAAACAAUUAAUGGAGAAGUGAUGUAUAUUGUAGUGGAAUGAUUGUAGAAGCAUUAUAUUGUGUUAUAAUGCUUUAAGUAGAAGUCCAUCCAUGUACGUUAAUGCUUGCUAGAAAUUACUCUUGUAGGCUAGAAAUACAUAUUUAAACUCUAUAAUGUAAA